This is a messenger RNA of Andrographis paniculata, 988 nucleotides long. Its product is annotated as calmodulin-like protein 2. Bases 158 to 802 code for a protein of 214 amino acids. The record is from RefSeq and is a predicted model, not a curated record. Gene Ontology annotation, molecular function: calcium ion binding. The transcript is spliced from 2 exons. NCBI's taxonomy places the organism in Eukaryota, Viridiplantae, Streptophyta, Magnoliopsida, Lamiales, Acanthaceae.
UCCGCGUGAAGAAAGAACUUAUUCAAUCUAACAGAGAAGAAACUCAAUUAAAGAAUUAAUUAAACCCAAACAAACAACCCAUUAAUCCCAUCCAUCGACAUUCGACCUUUUCAUCUGCAAAUCGACAAUUCACAAACCCUCUCAAUUCCCAAUAAUUAUGAUCUUACAGAUCCUCCUAUGGUGUCUGCUCUUCCUCCUCGGCGGCACCCUAUUCUCCCGAAAGCUCAACCUCCCUCCAUGGCCACUCCAAUCCAAAACCCCGCCAAGAAUCUGCAAGAACAACACCACCAAAUUCAAAAUCGACCUCAUGAGAGACGUCUUCAAAACAUUCGACAAAAACAACGACGGCUUCAUUACCCGCCAGGAGCUCAAGGAAUCCCUCAAGAACAUCGGCAUCUCCGCCGCCGACCACGACGUCGCCGACAUGGUCCGCAAAGUCGACGCCAACGGCGACGGCUUGAUAGAUCUCGACGAGUUCUGCAACCUCUUUGAAGACGAUCAAGGAGGACCGUCCGAUGCCUGCCACGUGGACGGCGAUGAUGAUGAUGAUGACGGUGGGGAUUUGAGAGAGGCUUUUGAGGUCUUCGACGGGAAUAAGGAUGGGUUGAUUACUGUGGAGGAAUUGGGUUUGGUGCUGUCUUCGUUAGGGUUUAGUGAGGGCUCCAAAUUGGAAGCCUGUAAGGAGAUGAUCAGAAAAGUCGACAUGGAUGGCGACGGGAAGGUCGAUUUUCAUGAGUUCAAGAAGAUGAUGAGAGAUGGUCUCAAAGGGAUCGUCCCAACACUCUCCAACUCAAAGAAUUGAACCAAAAAAAAAAGAAAAAAGACGAUCAUGAUGGAAUCAACUGCAAUGUUGUGCCAGCUAGCAAUUGAUUCUCAUGUGUAGUGAUUUGUCUUUUACUUUAGUAUUUUAAUUAAGAGCUGUAAUAGAAGUUUAGUUUUAGGUUAAUUUGGUGUUACUCUUUGUUAGUAUUAGAUAUAUUUGGAAACA